AAAUUUAUUUCAGAAAAGCUCAAAUGUGUUUCAGGAAAGCGUAAAUGUGUUUCAGAAAAACUCAGAUGUGUUUCAGAAAACCGCAAAUGUGUUUCAGAUAUGCAAUAUGCCUUUCAGAAAAACACAAACCCAUUUCAGAAAAGCUUAAUUUUAUUUCAGAAAACCGCAAAUGUAUUUCAGAAAACCACAAAUCUUUUUCAGAAAAGCUCAAAUGUGUUUCAGAAAAGCGUAAAUGUGUUUCACAAAAUCACAAAUGUAUUUCAGAAAAACUUAAAUGUAUUUCGGAAAAACACAAAUGUAUUUCAGAAAUCCAUAAAAGUAUAUACUUUAGAAAAUGCAAUUACUAAUGUAUGUAGUAUGCAUGGAGAUAAACUUAAAAAAACAAAUAUUUUAUAAAAUACGCAGUUAAUAUUCAAUAGUAAUUUUAUGCGGUAACGAGUAAUAAAUUUAUUAAAUGGAAUUAAAGGAUAAUUGCACGAUUUGCAUGAUGGACAUGCGCAGAAAAUCAGUCGUGCGUUUGCUUCCAUGUGGACAUUUAUUGUACGCAAAAUGUAGUGGACCUGUCAUUGUAGAAGAAAAGUGUCCAAUAUGUCGAGGAAAUAUUGAAGGAAAUAUAACAACGAGGACAGAUUGCGGAUUGUUGAGGCCGCUAAUAAGGGAGAAGACUGGUGCAGUUUAGCAUCAUCUUUAGAUAUAGUUUAUAAAACUGCUUUCACAUGGGUGCAAUCCGGCAGAGUCGUGACUCAAAAACGAGGUGGAGAGAAUGAAAAGAAGCUGACUGAAAACGAGGUAGCUGUAAUGGUUCGUUGGGUGGAAGAAGACUGUACUGUCACCUUAAAGCAGUUAGUCUCCAAAGUGCAAACG
This is a messenger RNA of Rhagoletis zephyria (snowberry fruit fly), 864 nucleotides long. RefSeq names its product RING finger protein 150-like. NCBI's taxonomy places the organism in Eukaryota, Metazoa, Arthropoda, Insecta, Diptera, Tephritidae. The record is from RefSeq and is a predicted model, not a curated record.